AUGAGUAGUGGACAAUCUUCAGGUGGGUUUGAGGCUCAUUUCGUCGAGCCUCUCAUAGAUUUAUGGAAAUGUCCCAUCUGCCUUUUGGCAGCACGAGAACCAAAGCUAACCGAAUGUGGUCACCAGUUUUGCACGGAAUGCUUGGGGCCCCUCAUGGGGGGCAACACGCUGUCAUGCCCUGUGUGCAGAAAGAGCCUGAACAAAUCACAAGUCUAUCCAAACAACAUGAUGAAACGUGAGAUUCUGAGUUUGAAAAUUGAAUGCGAUCAAUGCAAGAAAGGCUGUACCUGGCAAGGUGAACUGAGACAGCGUGAAGAACACAACAAGCAAUGUGGCUACGUACCGGAAGCAUGCAGCACUAAUUGUGGACAAUCGGUAAUGAGAAAGGACAUGGACAAUCACAGACGGCAGGUGUGCCGUCGAAGAGUUGUUGUCUGUUCCUACUGUGGUACAGGCUGUACCUGGCAAGGUGAACUGAGACUGCGUGAACAACACAACAAGCAAUGUGGCUAUGUACCGGAAGCAUGCAGCAAUGAUUGUGGACAAUCGGUAAUGAGAAAGGACAUGGACAAUCACAGACGGCAGGUGUGCCGUCGAAGAAUUGUUGUCUGUUCCUACUGUGGUACAGGCUGUACCUGGCAAGGUGAACUGAGACUGCGUGAACAACACAACAAGCAAUGUGGCUACGUACCGGAAGCAUGCAGCAAUAAUUGUGGACAAUCGGUAAUGAGAAAGGACAUGGACAAUCACAGACGGCAGGUGUGCCGUCGAAGAAUUGUUGUCUGUUCCUACUGUGGUACAGGCUGUACCUGGCAAGGUCAACUGAGACUGCGUGAACAACACAACAAGCAAUGUGGCUACGUACCGGAAGCAUGCAGCAAUAAUUGUGGACAAUCGGUAAUGAGAAAGGACAUGGACAAUCACAGACAGCAGGUGUGCCGUCGAAGAAUUGUUGUCUGUUCCUACUGUGGUACAGGCUGUACCUGGAAAGGUGAACUGAGACAGCGUGAACAACACAACAAGCAAUGUGGCUACGUACCGGAAGCAUGCAGCAAUAAUUGUGGACAAUCGGUAAUGAGAAAGGACAUGGACAAUCACAGACGGCAGGUGUGCCGUCGAAGAGUUGUUGUCUGUUCCUACUGUCGUACAUCUCUGGAAUGUAGACUGUUACGUGGUCACUAUGGCACGUGUGACAGUUACCCUGUUGACUGUCCUUAUGAGUGUGGAAUGCAGAUUGCUAGGAAAGAUGUGGAAUUGCACACUAGUGAGGAGGAUGCAUGUUCUAACAAACCUUUAGCGUGUAAGUUUGCAUCUGCUGGGUGCCAAUUUAUUGGGAAUAAAAGGCAUCUGAAAGAUCAUAUGCAGACUAGCACAGUCUAUCAUCAUAGCUUGGCGAUGAAAUCAUUCAUAUGGAAUGCUUUUCUUUUUUAUGUGCUAGCUGCAUUUGUUGCGUUAUGUGUAUUAUUUGAUUAA
Molecule: messenger RNA, 1473 nt
Organism: Corticium candelabrum
Lineage: Eukaryota; Metazoa; Porifera; Homoscleromorpha; Homosclerophorida; Plakinidae
Product: TNF receptor-associated factor 4-like
Exons: 1
Coding region: 1-1473 (490 amino acids)
Biological process (GO): protein K63-linked ubiquitination; tumor necrosis factor-mediated signaling pathway
Molecular function (GO): zinc ion binding
Source: RefSeq, a predicted model, not a curated record